Messenger RNA from Penicillium concentricum, 630 nucleotides. Its product is annotated as thioredoxin peroxidase DOT5. Gene Ontology annotation, molecular function: thioredoxin peroxidase activity. Gene Ontology annotation, biological process: cell redox homeostasis; cellular response to oxidative stress. The record is from RefSeq and is a predicted model, not a curated record. The coding region runs from base 1 to 630 and encodes 209 amino acids. The transcript has 2 exons. Gene Ontology annotation, cellular component: cytoplasm. Lineage: Eukaryota; Fungi; Ascomycota; Eurotiomycetes; Eurotiales; Aspergillaceae.
AUGGUCGAACUCAGGAAACGCAAGGCGGCAGUCCCACUCCCCGUCCCAGAGAAGAAGACCAAACAAGCUCCCAAGCCCAAACAAGAAGAUGUUAUCGAUAAAAAUACUGAAAAAAGCCCCGCGCCAAAGGUCCCUGAGGUGGAUGAUACAAUCGACAUAGAAACUUUCGGUGGCGAGUUUGAAACCAAUGAGGGUGAAAAAACAACUUUGAAGAAGCUCCUCGAGGAGAGCAAGUCGGGCGUGGUGUUCUUUACUUACCCCAAAGCCUCAACACCUGGCUGUACCAAGCAAGCUUGCUUGUUCCGUGAUAACUACACCCACCUGUCUUCUACUGGUCUUUCUAUCUACGGCCUUUCGAGCGACUCCAACAAGGCCAACACUACGUUCAAAACAAGACAAAACCUACCGUACCCUCUUAUGUGUGACCCCCAGGCCGCUCUUAUUGCGGCUAUUGGGUUCAAGAAGUCCCCCAAGGGUACAUUGCGAGGCGUCUUUGCCGUGGAUAAGAAGGGUAAGGUCUUGCUCCGCGAGGCCGGUGGCCCAGACGCGACUGUGGACGCUGUCCAGAAGAUUGUUGCCAAUGCGCCUAGUGUGGAAGCUACCAAGGAGGAAGUUGAUGACGCAAAGUGA